Molecule: messenger RNA, 2865 nt
Organism: Schistocerca nitens (vagrant locust)
Lineage: Eukaryota; Metazoa; Arthropoda; Insecta; Orthoptera; Acrididae
Exons: 27
Coding region: 1-2865 (954 amino acids)
Cellular component (GO): membrane
Molecular function (GO): sucrose:proton symporter activity
Source: RefSeq, a predicted model, not a curated record
AUGGAUGACGGCGUGGGCGCGGUCCUCCGGCGCAAGACGUUCUGCGAGCUGGUGCGCGUGUCGGCGGCGGUGGCGGGCAUCGAGUUCUCGUACGCGGCCGAGACGGCGUUCGUGUCGCCGACGCUGCUGCAGAUCGGCGUGGCGCACCGCCUGAUGACGCUGGCCUGGGCGCUCAGCCCGCUGGUCGGCUUCUUCGUGACGCCGCUGCUGGGGUCGCUGUCGGACCGCUGCCGCCUGCCCUGGGGCCGCCGCAGGCCCUUCAUCGCGCUGCUCGCCGCCGGCGUCCUGCUCGGGCUGAUCCUGGUGCCCAAUGGGGCGGACAUCGGGUACGCCCUGGGCGACCCCCGGCCCGCACCGUCGCCCAGCCCCCCUGGAGCGCUGAACGCGACUCCCCCACUGGAGAUGGUCACCCCCUCAGAGUGGCAGGCUACCAACGCCAGCCUGGGGCCUGGACUCUCCACCACGGAGAGCCCCGCGGCGCUGGCCAACGAGUCGUCGGUGGUGUCACGCAAGCCGCAGUCCAGCCACCCCUGGGGCGUCGUCUUCACCAUCCUGGGCACCGUCUUGCUCGACUUCGACGCCGAUGCCUGUCAGAGCCCUGCCAGGGCCUACCUGCUGGACGUCACCGUACCAGAGGACCACGCGCGGGGGCUCAGCACGUUCACCAUCAUGGCCGGCCUGGGCGGCUUCAUGGGCUACGCCCUGGGCGGCAUCAACUGGGACGCCACCUUCAUCGGCCGCGUGCUGGGUGGACACGUACGGGCAGUCUUCACGCUGAUCACAUUCAUCUUCGUGGCGUGCGUCACGUACACCGUGACCAGCUUCCGGGAGAUACCGCUGGACGUGCUGGAGGCGGACGAGGCUCGUCAGCAGCUGCACAGCCAACAGAACCAGCAGGCGAAACCCGACAGCGCCGAGUACACAAAGAUAUCCACAGAGGCGUCGGUGAAUGGCUACGGUUACGGCAGCGUGUCGCCGGACUACGCUAACCAGGUUGACGGCCCGCCGGACAGGGCGGAGUACCGGCCGAUCGCGGGCACGGACUCUCCGCUGCACGGCAACGGCUACGUCAACUUCGGCUACGACGAGAGCUACCACAAGCCGCCGCCCCCGCAGCCGCUGCCUUUACAUACUUGGAAAAUGCCACCGAAAAGACUUCGUUCACCUAGUGACAAUGCUUUGCGUCGACGGGUGCCGCAAAACAGCCACGCACUGGAGAUACUACGAAGAACUCGUGAGUUUUACGAGCAGGAGAAAAACUACGAGGUGGGCCAACACCUGGUGAUGGAGUAUGACGCCCUCGCUGGGGCAGUACCUGCUGAGGUGGGCCAACACCUGGUGAUGGAGCAUGACGCCCUCGCUGGGGCAGUACCUGCUGAGGUGGGCCAACACCUGGUGAUGGAGUAUGACGCCCUCGCUGGGGCAGUACCUGCUGAGGUGGGCCAACACCUGGUGAUGGAGCAUGACGCCCUCGCUGGGGCAGUACCUGCUGAGGUGGGCCAACACCUGGUGAUGGAGUAUGACGCCCUCGCUGGGGCAGUACCUGCUGAGGUGGGCCAACACCUGGUGAUGGAGUAUGACGCCCUCGCUGGGGCAGUACCUGCUGAGGUGGGCCAACACCUGGUGAUGGAGUAUGACGCCCUCGCUGGGGCAGUACCUGCUGAGGUGGGCCAACACCUGGUGAUGGAGCAUGACGCCCUCGCUGGGGCAGUACCUGCUGAGGUGGGCCAACACCUGGUGAUGGAGUAUGACGCCCUCGCUGGGGCAGUACCUGCUGAGGUGGGCCAACACCUGGUGAUGGAGCAUGACGCCCUCGCUGGGGCAGUACCUGCUGAGGUGGGCCAACACCUGGUGAUGGAGUAUGACGCCCUCGCUGGGGCAGUACCUGCUGAGGUGGGCCAACACCUGGUGAUGGAGUAUGACGCCCUCGCUGGGGCAGUACCUGCUGAGGUGGGCCAACACCUGGUGAUGGAGUAUGACGCCCUCGCUGGGGCAGUACCUGCUGAGGUGAGCCCGCCACUGGUGACAGCACACGCGACGCCCUCGCUGGGGCAGUACCUGCUGUCCACUGAGGUGAGCCCCCCACUGGUGACAGCACACGCGACGCCCUCGCUGGGGCAGUACCUGCUGUCCACUGAGGUGAGCCCGCCACUGGUGACAGCACACGCGACGCCCUCGCUGGGACAGUACCUGCUGUCCAUCGUGUGGAUGCCCGGCUCUCUGCGCGUGCUCUGCCUCACCAACCUCUUCUGCUGGAUGGCCCACGUCUGCUACUCCCUCUACUUCACAGACUUCGUCGGCGAGGCCGUCUUCGGCGGUGACCCUCAGGCGGAGGACGGCACGAAGGCGCGCCAGCUGUACGAGGAGGGCGUGCGCUUCGGCUGCUGGGGGAUGUCCAUGUACUCGCUGUCGUGCGCCUGCUACUCCUUCAUCAUCGAGAGGCUCAUCAACAGGUUCAGGGCACGCAAGGUGUACGUGGGCGGGCUGCUCUUCUACAGCGCUGGCAUGGCGCUCAUGGCGCUGACCAAGGGCCGCGUCGGCGUCAUCCUCUUCUCGUGGACGGCCGGCGUCAUGUACUCGACGCUCUUCACCAUGCCCUACCUGCUGGUCGCGCACUACCACGCCUCCGGCACGUUCUCGGUGUCGGCGACGGGGGAGGCGCUGCCGGGGUCUCAUGUGCGCGGCCUGGGCACCGACGUGGCCAUCGUCAGCUCCAUGGUGUUCCUGGCGCAGUUCGCGCUCUCCAUGUGCAUGGGCGCCAUCGUGAGCGCGGCCGGCACCACCACCGCCGUGGCGGCCGUCGCCUCGUUCCUCGCGCUCUGCGGCGCCGUCUGCGCCUCGCAGGUGAUGUACCUCGACCUGUAG